This is a messenger RNA of Aureobasidium namibiae CBS 147.97, 279 nucleotides long. Its product is annotated as Molybdopterin synthase sulfur carrier subunit. The transcript has a single exon. Lineage: Eukaryota; Fungi; Ascomycota; Dothideomycetes; Dothideales; Saccotheciaceae. Gene Ontology annotation, biological process: Mo-molybdopterin cofactor biosynthetic process. Gene Ontology annotation, cellular component: cytosol. Bases 1 to 279 code for a protein of 92 amino acids. The record is from RefSeq and is a predicted model, not a curated record.
AUGUCGACACCAAGGCCACAGGCUGGCCACUUUAGCAUUCUAUACUUCGCUUCUGCUGCAUCCUUCACAAACAAGUCGUACGAUCACUUGGCGGCCCCAAUGAAGCUCUCGACGCUGUUUGGCCACCUCGAAGACAUGUACCCUACAAUCAAUCAAAGAAUUCUGCACAGCUGUGCUCUCACCGUGAACCUGGAAUACGUAGACGCCCAAGCAGAUGCUGACAUGGUCGUCAACGAGGGAGACGAGGUCGCUGUCAUCCCGCCUGUGAGCUCUGGAUGA